UAAUCAUGUCUUGCUUAUAUUAUUACGCAUAUAAUAUACUGUUGAGUGUUGUGCGAGUGGAUCAAAUUAUUAGUAUAUUUUAAUUAUGCAUUUAUUUACGUUGAGUGAAUGGAAAUGAUGCUUCAACUUUCAAGUUCAUUCAUUCAUGAAUAAACAGAAUCAUUGAACGUGGCACCUUUUUGUAAACCGUGAACGAACAUGGCAGGUUGGGCCGGUUUCUCUGAAGAGGACGUGUUAAAGAUAAAGCAGAGCAUUGAACCUCACUCAUUGACAGCACCUGGGGCACAGGUCUCUCCAAUGCAGUUACAAGUUGGAAUGCCACCAGGAGCACAGGUGAAUUCUGCAAUGGUUGGACAUCAUCAGCAGGGUGGAAAGCAGCAGGUGCGUUUCACCCAACAGCAAGGCACAAGAAGAAAGCCAAUGGGUAAGGAGAAAGCAUUUAAACAGCAAAAGUCCAAUGGUGCCUCUGCAAACAUUGAAAUCGAUCCCAAUCAGUCACUUUCUAAAUCAGCUGAGAAACAUUGUACAGUUAAACCAGAUGACAGUAGAAAGCCCAAGCAAGUUGAGUGUGGGAAAGAACGGGUUGAAUCGACAAGCAAGAGUAGUUCAACGAUCUCGGAAAAUAAAGGUCAAACGGCAGAACUCGUGCAAGAAAAUGCCAGAAUCCCAGAUGGUAUUGAAGAGCUGGAUGAAGAGGAAGGAAUCAAUCGGGAGAUAUCGAACCUGGAGAAAUUUCAGCAGCAGCAAAAAUUGAUUGAAGCUCAGAAUGCGAAGCGACGGCAGAUGUUAACUCAAGCCAUAUCAGAAAGGAAAAAGCGAACUCAUGCAGAGCAGCAGAAGCUGCUUGAGAUUCAGAAGGACCUUGGUCAUCUGGACACUCUUCUCACCGUUGAUGUGUCUUUGCUGCGAGACAAGAUAGAAGACGCGAGUCGCGAGUAUUCCGACGCGCAGAAGCGAUACGACAAAGCUGAGAAAGAGUUCAUCGAAGCAAAGCUCGAGUUACACAAGCGCUCGGAGCACAAGGAGCAACUUACUGAGCAUCUCUAUGCAAUAAUACAGGCAAAUGAGCUACGCAAGGCAACCAAGCUGAGUGAGCUUAUGGAAAAACUCAACAUGGACAUUGAGGUAGAGAGUGAGAUUCAGAGUCUCAUACCUCCCAUUCCUACCAGCCCUCCGGCUAUGUCACCAAGUGUAAUGACAACGCGAAAUGGAGUUCACACACCGGCUGAUGCAAAAACUACUCGGCACGUUGCACCAUUAAUAUCCUCGGCGACACCUAGUGUUCAGUGUCCACAGUUCUAUAAGAAAACAAUGGCCUGUUAUCCAGUAGAAAGAAAUGUAGCCGUCUGUGAUUCAGCUGUAACAAGCGAACAGCUGGUGAAACCCAGCACCGCAGAGGAAAACCAUGGCAGUGUGAACGAGGCUGCUGCAUACAUUGUCGAUGACACUUCAAAGGCUGAAGAUAAAGUGACAAUUGCGGCCGAUUGUAGUACAGAAAAGAGCGAGCCGUCAAAAGCAGAAGGUGACGAUGGGCAGGUUGACACACAUCUGAAUAAUAGUGCUUCCAUGUUGCCUGCCAACCCACUCCUUAAGCCAGAACACGAAGUACAAGAGGCAACACUGACAAAUGACGAGGAAUCUCAUCCAAAGGAACAGGUUUCUUCUGAUGUGGCGCCACCUGGUGCCAGUCAUGGUAAUGAACUCGUUCUUAAAGUUAGCGCUUGUCCUGCUCCAAUGGAAUCACAGCCUUUGUUAAAUUCAUCUAAUGGAAACAAAGCAGAAUUGGGAGAGGAUAAAAUUCUUAAAAAAGGCAAGUCUAAACCCUACCUGGAAGCAUUCCAGGGACUAUAGGCUAUCUGCCCAUGGCAUCUUCUCUACAGAAAAAUAGGGAGAGGAUACAGCCAUUGAAAUAUGCAAACUACUCAACUUCUGGGAAUCUAUGAAUCUGGAUUUGAUGCACGAAUAUUACCAUUAUGAUGUGCUUAUCACAAGUAGUUAGAAUCAAUAAGUGCCUUUAAUCUCGUAUUUUAUCCACGAUUAUUAAUGCUAUCCAUCUUCAGAAAGUAAAAUGGUGUUUAGCCAUUGUAUAUAUUACUGUACUGUGUAGUCUGCUCUGUAUAUUUUGCAGGCUGUUGUAGAAAUUUGCUGCAAGGAAUUUAUUUUGGCAGUGACGAUUGUGAGGAAAUAUUGUGUUGAAUGCCACGCUUCUUCUCAAAGAAAUUAAAAUUAAAAUGAAUUUCUACAAAUUUAAAUCACCUGUGAAAUCAUUUUAAAAAGGGGUUUAUAAUCCACCCUUACCACAAACAUAUCUCGAUAUAUUAUUCUAAUUUUUAUCCUAGGAAGAUUACUUAUUACAAGUAUGUCGUCGUACAUUGUGCUCCAAAGGAUCAUACCAGCAUUCAAGGGCACUCGUGUUUAAUGUGCACUUUAGUAAAUUAUGUGUAAUGAAAUUUCAAGUAUAGGAAAUGUUGAAAAUCAUUUAUUUAGGCAGUAUUUAAUUUAGGCAUGGUUGGCUUACUUUAAAAUGUAAAUUAUGUCGUGUCGUUUCGAGCUGCCAGCUAAAACUGUGUGAAAUAUAGUACAGUAAUACCCCUUGUUAUGACAGCUUUGGCCACCCCGAUGAGGUACACGUUGCUGAGCAAUUUUAGAUAAUGUUUUGGCUGCCAGGUUAGAUCCUGAAACAGCCAAAGCCAAUCCAUGAUAUUGGUAAUAAAAGCUAGACGGACUAAUAAGAGUGGAGCUCCCAUUCUCAGAGCAACUGCAAUUCUAAGUUCCCAUACUUUACGAGUGCAUGUUUUCCAUUAUUAUGAUACUGUGUUACAUUGUUUUUACUUGCGUUCGUAAUUGUCCUCGUAGUAAAUCUUGUAACCCAAAGAUUUUCUGUAGGUAUCUCCAAUUAUAGCAUGGAAGUCGACGGGAAAGCAUGAUUCGCAUUACGUAUUUAUACAUAAUGGGGGGGGGGGUGUUACUUUAUUUAACAUAUAAACUCUGGUUGUGAUACGUUUAGGAUGUUAAAAAUGAACAUUCUUGCGGCUCAGUGUAUAUUUUAUAAUCACAAUGAACGUGGUACUCUGUGUAAAUUGGAAGCAGUUAUUAUGGGCUACGUUUAAUAAAUUGUUAUUUGAAUCUUAGUGUUAGUGCAGUUACAACAAUAUAAUUAUAUUGACUUUGAUAUUAUGAAUGUAAAUGUUUUUUCAUACCUUUUUAUAAUUUUAUCGCACUGUUUUGAAUAUAUAGAGUUGUUAUGACGCAUUGCAGGGUGAUAGCAAUUUAAUAUGCAUUUCUAUAGCAAUAAAAAUUUAUUGUUGAAGAGAUAAA
Molecule: messenger RNA, 3318 nt
Organism: Priapulus caudatus
Lineage: Eukaryota; Metazoa; Priapulida; Priapulimorpha; Priapulimorphida; Priapulidae
Product: RAB6-interacting golgin-like
Exons: 6
Coding region: 199-1851 (550 amino acids)
Biological process (GO): non-motile cilium assembly
Source: RefSeq, a predicted model, not a curated record